UGUGCAGGGACUUUUUAAGUUUCUGAGUUUUCUGUUCCGGAAAAAAUAGCUAGCUAGUGUUGGACUGCUCUAACUGUGACAUUCCGGUUAACUCGAGAAAUCAUUUGUUGUUGAGUACUAGAAAUGACCGCGAUCUGACGUUUUGAAUUGCUGUGGGAAUCUUCCAGGAGAAAUUCAAGGACUGGUGAUGUUCUUGAUAAACAUCAAUACCCUCUAACUGUUCUUUGUUUACCAGAAGCUGGUUUCUGAAGACUUGAUAUGAUACUAAGACCUAGAGUCACUGCCUGGUUUUCAUUCAUCUAAUCGUAAACAACUAAAGAGAGAACAAAUGCCUAAUCGGUGUGCAGCAUAUGGAUGUAGAAAGUCAUAUGGAGACAAUGUUACUAUGUUCAGAUUUCCCAAAGACCCCGGUGAGUUUCGCAAGUGGGAAAAGCAGGUACAAAGGACUCGGACUAGUUGGGUCGCCAAAACAUUCUCCUUCUUGUGCUCUGAACAUUUCAGCAAAGACUGUUUUGAGCCUAGACCCACUACAGUUGCCAAGGUAAUGGGUUUCAAAGGACUCAAGCUAAAGGAAGGAGCUGUGCCAACGAUUUUUAUCCGACCUCCUUGCAGAAAUUGUGGAGGUCAUGGCACCACAUGCACGAUGUGCAGUCCAAAGGGAAAGAGGCCAAAUGUGAACACAGAGCUUCAGAACAAUGAAUCGGAAAAGGGGGUUGCAGUGACCCAAGACCUGGAUGCUAUGGAGGAAGAGAAUGGUGAAGAGGAGGAAGAAUACAAUGAACAGAUGCAUUCUGAUGAGGAAGGUGUUACUAGUCCCACAUCUGAUCCACACUCAGCAUAUAGUGAUAAACCAGUGGUGUGUGAAAUGUGUGGUGUUUCCGGGACUAGAGGAACUUUCUACUCGAGAACCAAGCGCUUCUGCAGUUUGUCUUGUUCCCGUUCCUUCUCCUCAAGCUCAAAGAAGUCUUCUAUAUUGGCCCGGCUACAGGGAAAGUCACCUAUUAGAAAGGCUCACACACCACAGUACUGCUCUACUCCUCAUGCCCAAGGCCCAGAUUAUUACCAGGGUGUCUCAGCUGUUGGGCAAGAUGCCUCUGCUGGAUUUGACUGGGGUAGUUACCUUGAGAAACAUGGCUCCCUCGCUGCUCCAGUGUCCUGCUUCCACCAUGCACCACUCUGUGUGCAGUGGGAGGACAUCGAGGUUGGGCUGCAGGUCGAGGUCCUGAACACUCAUGCUGGUUUGCCAACAAAGGUUUACUGGAUCGCCGCUAUCCUCCAACUGGCAGGUUACAAAGCCCUACUUCGAUAUGAGGGCUUUGAGGAAGAUGAUAGCCAUGAUUUUUGGUGCAACUUGGGCACUGCUGAGGUCCAUCCUAUUGGCUGGUGUGCAGUAAACAGCAAGCUUCUUGUGCCCCCACAGGCGGUCCACAAAUGUAAAACAGAUUGGAAAUCGUAUUUGAUGAAGAGGCUUGUUGGAGCAUUCACACUCCCUGUGGAUUUUCAUGUCAAGAUGGCAGACAGUCUGAAGUACCCUUUCAGGCAGGGAGUUCGUGUGGAGGUGGUGGAUCGCUCUCUGGUUAGCCGCACCCGUAGAGCAGUGGUAGACACUGUCAUCGGCGGACGCCUGAGACUUAUCUAUGAAGACGCAGGACUUGGACCCUCAGGCGAGGUGCUCUCGGACUUCUGGUGUCACAUGUGGAGCCCUCUAGUACAUCCCAUCAACUGGUCAUCUAGAGUGGGCCAUCUCAUUAAGGAAACGGACAAGUCUGUAGACAUGAGCAGUCACCCAACCUUCCACAAGGUGUUCUGUGAUAGUGUGCCACGGCAGUUUAAGAAGUUAAGGACUGUUUAUAUGGAAGGAGUUUUUUUUGAGGAGGGCAUGAAGUUGGAGGCAAUUGACCCUCUGAACCUGGGAAACAUCUGUGUGGCAUCUGUUCGAAAGGUGCUUUUAGAUGGCUACCUCAUGGUCAGUAUUGAUGGUGUGGAGAUAGGUGAUGGAUCAGACUGGUUUUGCUACCAUGCUAGCUCACAUGCCAUCUUACCUACGGGAUACUGCCAGAGCAAUGACAUAGCCCUCACUCUGCCCCCUGGCUAUGAUCAAGCUACCUUCACAUGGCCCAAAUAUUUGGAGGAAACAGCUAGUGUGGCCGCUCCACGUAGACUGUUCAACACAGUAAAGUUUUCUCUUUUAACCCCACAUCUCUUUAGUCAGAGUUUCCGCCUAUGUAAAGCUCUGUGCGCACAUCUACAGUGUGAAACUCGUGAAGGUGCUCCCCUCUCCUGCCCCUUCCUCCAGGACUACACGGGGCACGGCUUUGCCCCAGGCAUGAAGCUGGAAGCAGUUGACCUAAUGGAGCCCCGGCUGGUGUGCGUGGCCACCGUGCAGCGCAGCGUCGGUCGUCUGCUCCUGCUGCAUUUCGACGGCUGGGAGGCGGAGUUCGACCAGUGGGUGGACUGCCAGUCCCCUGACAUCUACCCCGUGGGCUGGUGUGAGUUUACUGGCUACCAGCUUCAGCCACCCAUUGGCCCAGAACCUCUGGAUGAACCGAACCAAAACAAAAAAGCAAUGAGUAAAAAGAGGAGAAGAAACGUGAAGAAAAAAACAGUAGAUAUCAUCUCGUAUACUCCUCCACCUCAGCAAGAUGGACAUGAGCAGUCAGGUGACCUACCCACAUCUGCUCUCCCUCAAGACACACCCUCUGGUACACCUCCCCAGACCCUAAGUAUACCGGUCAUCACUCCGUUAAAGACUGAGCCAGGCGAAGAAAUUAUUUCAGUCAAAGUGAAAGUGGAGGAGAUGGAAGUGGAGACCCCCAUCACUCUUGGCCUGCAGAGCAGCGAGAACAACAGUACCGAUAGCACUCUGAGCAGACUCAAACAGGAGGGCCCAGAGUGAAGCACAGAACCCCAGCCUGUCUGGGGUCAAAGCUGUGUUACACUGGAAGAGUUGCAUCUACUACUGAAGUGGAAGAAAGCAACUGACCCGACAAAAUAUGGAACUAUGAUGACGAAACUUUGGGUAUGUUGUGUAUAUCUUCUUUUUUUCCCCUCCCAUUCAGUGCUGGGUACUUCUGUUUUGCCAGCAGUACUGUUUUUGUUUUUUUGUUGGUUUUUUUUGGGGGGGGGGUUUGGUUUUUUUUUUUGUUAUUUUGGUGGACCACUGUCUUUGUUAAAUUUUUGAAUCCAAGUUUAACUGAAGUGCAGUGUGAACUGGAAUCAAUAAAUAUAGACAAAGUACAAAA
Electrophorus electricus (electric eel) is the source of this 3242-nucleotide messenger RNA. It is a transcript of the gene l3mbtl2, whose product is annotated as L3MBTL histone methyl-lysine binding protein 2. Gene Ontology annotation, biological process: negative regulation of DNA-templated transcription. Gene Ontology annotation, molecular function: zinc ion binding; chromatin binding. NCBI's taxonomy places the organism in Eukaryota, Metazoa, Chordata, Actinopteri, Gymnotiformes, Gymnotidae. Gene Ontology annotation, cellular component: nucleus. The record is from RefSeq and is a predicted model, not a curated record.